CUCCCGGUUCCGGCGCUGUAGGGGCCCGGAGUAGCGAGUCUCCGGCACCAUGUCUGGUUGGUCUGGCCCAGCGGCCCGGCGUGGCCCUGGCCCGCUGGCAUUGCUGUUUCUGUUCCUGCUCGGCCCCAGCUCCGUCCUCGCCAUCUCCUUCCAUCUGCCCGUUAACUCUCGCAAGUGUCUCCGCGAGGAGAUCCACAAGGACCUGCUAGUGACGGGCGCGUACGAGAUCACCGACCAGUCCGGGGGCGCUGGCGGCCUGCGCACCCACCUCAAGAUCACAGACUCCGCUGGCCAUAUCCUGUACUCCAAGGAGGAUGCAUCCAAGGGGAAAUUUGCCUUUACCACGGAAGAUUAUGACAUGUUUGAAGUGUGUUUUGAGAGCAAGGGAACAGGGCGGAUACCUGACCAACUCGUGAUCCUAGACAUGAAGCACGGAGUGGAGGCAAAAAAUUACGAAGAGAUUGCAAAAGUUGAGAAGCUGAAGCCGCUGGAGGUGGAGCUGCGGCGGCUGGAAGACCUUUCGGAAUCCAUCGUUAAUGACUUCGCCUACAUGAAGAAGCGAGAGGAGGAGAUGCGGGACACCAACGAGUCAACAAACACUCGGGUCUUGUACUUCAGCAUCUUUUCAAUGUUCUGCCUCAUCGGACUAGCCACCUGGCAAGUCUUCUAUCUGCGUCGCUUCUUCAAGGCCAAGAAGUUGAUUGAAUAAUGAGGUGCGGUCUCCUCCCACCUUGGAUCUCAGCCAGCAGAACAUCGCUGGGACGUGCCUGGCCUAAGGCAUCCUACCGCCAGCACCACCAAGGCAUGUCGGAGUACCACCUACAACCUACAAGUCAAUGAGGGACUUCUUUUUAACUUGGUAGGAUUUGGACUCAUUUUGCAACAAUAGGACUAUUCUUAGAGUCACCUAAGACAAAAAAUAGGGGUUACCUAGAUGAUGCCAAAGCCAGCAUUUGCACUGGGUUUCCUCGUGUGAUCUGUUCGAACCGUUUUCUUUCCUUUUCCCACUUGCUCACCAGCUUGGGCUCCCAUACCAGUUCUUUUAUGAAGAUUUGUAUGACCACAUGGAACCUGUUUCAUUCUCAUUGUCCCCUCAGGUUUCUUUGCAAAAAUACCCUUCCCUUUCUCAUGGCCCUUAGCUGAAAUGUUUACGUGGCUUCUCGUGAUAUCCGUUCGUAAUUUUAUGUCUCCCCAAAGGGACAUGGAUGUGACACCUCAUGAAAGAGAGCUUUGACCUGCAGAUAACUCUGAAAGGAAAUUUCAUUUUAGGCAAUUAAAAUAUUUGUGUUCAACUGCUUGAGCUUUUUUCGUGUAUGUGUGUGUGUUUAGUCCUAUGCAGUUUUAUCACAUAUGUCAGUUCAUGUGACCAACAUUGCGAGAGAGAAAACAGUACCAUCACACGGUUCCCUUGUGCCUCCCCUCUGUAGCCACAGCCACCUCCCUCCCUGACCCAGCCUCUGGCUACCACUGAUCUGUUCUCCAUCUAAUUUUGUUAUUUAAAAACAGACAAAUGAAAUCAUACAGAGUAUAUCCUUUUGAGAUUGAUUUUUCUUUGACCCAGCAUAUUCUCUAAAAAUCCAUCUGAGUUGUUCCAUGUCUCAGUAAUUUGUUCCCUUUUUUUGCUGAGUAAUAUUCCCUGGUGUGAAUGGACCGUGGUUUGCUUAACUUUCACUCACUGUAGACAUGGGAUGUUGUCAGGUUUUGGCCCUUACUAAUAAAGUUCCUGUGAACACUGAUGCACAGCCUUUUAUAAUUUUCAUUUCUCUGGGAAAAAUGCCCGUAAGGGCAAUGGCUAGGUUGUAUGAUAAGCACACGUUUAUUUUGAUAAGAAAACUGUCCUACGCUUUUUCCAGAGUGGCUGUAACAUGGUUUUAUGCAAUGAGUGACUGAUCCACUUUGUCCACCAUCAUCACUAGCAUUUAGUAGUCUUCCUUUUUUUUAACUUUUGGAUAGGCUUGUGUAAAUGAUGUCUUACGGUUUUGACUUGCAUUUUCCUACUGGCUAAUGAUGCCGAACAUCUUUUCAUGUGCUUUUUUGCAACCCGUAUAUCCUCUUCAUUGAAAAAUAAUUGUCCCAUUUUCUAAUUAGAUCACUUGUUCUUUUUACAUCAUUGAGUUUUGAGAGUUCCUCAUAUAUCCUGGAUAGAAGUUCUGUAUCAGAUAUGUAGUUGUUUUGGUUUUUAGUAUAAUUUCUACCAUGGAAAAAGAAGUAAAAUGUAUCAACUCUUUACAUGGCCAGUCACUAGUUCCUGUCCUGUGUGUUCUUCCUAGAGAAUUAAGACACAUGAGGUGUAGAAUAGACAUCUAGGAAGGUCAUGAAGAGAGGAGACACUUCAAAAUACAUGUUAGGAAAGCCAAGAGUCAUUGUGGGGGUAAGAGGUGCCCAAAGGCCAACGGUGAUGUAAAUAAAGGAAAACAAAUGAGCAUGUUCAUAAACAGUUCAGAAAAAUGCCACUUGGAAUCUUUCCUACGGCUCCCAGCAAGGUAGGUAGGAGUCUGUUCUUUCUGUAAUUUCUUUUUUCAUUUUAAUUUUUUGUUUACUUUCAUCUUCUUUGAAAAGCAGAAAAAGAGACAGAUUGAGAGAGACCUUCCAUUCAUGGGUUCACGGCCCAAAUUCCUACAACAACCAGGGCUGGGCAGGAUCCCAGAACUCUCCCCAGGCCUCCCAUGUGGGUGUUAGGAACCCAACUUCUUGAGCCAUCAUCUGCUGGCCUCCCAGGGUUCCCACCAGCAGAAAGCUGGAUGGGUAGCAGAGUAGCCUGGACUCAAACCAAGCACUCUGAUAGGGGAUGCGGGCUGCCCAGGGACAGCCUAACCAGUGCACCAAACACCCGCCCUGCAGUCACUUUUUAACACGGCUGUUACAGGCCUUGUCUAAUUACAGUGGCAAGAAUGAAAGGAUUUGGGCCACGUAGUUUGCUGCGGAGAUGAAGAAAAUGGGAGUGAUCGGAGAACACUGUUGUGUUGAUCAGGAUAAAGUACAAAGGUGGAAUAGGAAGUGAGCUGUGGCAAAUCUCAGGCUAUUUUUCCUGUUAAUGUUCCAGCUAGUACAAACCCAGAAGCCUUUUUUUCUUCCUUCGUAUGUUCCUCUUAUGCGGCAUAAAAGUGGUUCUCUUUAGCUUGUGCAACGUUGCCAUCUGCUGUCAAGAGUGAUUCAGUACUGCUUCAGAGAAUUUGGCAGUAGAGGCCUUGCCAUAGGGGCAGCAGAGGUUGAGAAAGUCUAUCUCACUACAUAUACUACAUGACAGAGCUUGCAUGCCAGUAGGGGAAAGAAUAAACACAUGUAUGGGUUAAGAUCCAUCCUUUGGCUUUUAAAUGUGAAAUUCCAUUCUGUUCCAUGAGCUUAACAAGACAGUCACUUAUUUCUGAUCGGUGCCUUUCCCUUUUUUAAUGAGUAGUGAAAGCCACUGUUGGUUAUGGUCUUCUGUUCUGACAGAAUGUCCGAGAAGGUAGGAGAAGAGUGUGAUGUUUCUGUUCCGAAGUGUGACUCUAAGUUUUGUGGAAAUCCUUUCACAUCCCUUCCUUUUUCUCAUGCCAAAACUACCAACUCAGACAUUAGUGCUUUUUAUUUAAAAGUUGAUAGUAGAGCUUGGUGUUAUCUUGAAAGUAAAAAGUAUUUGCUUUUGGCAGAAGGCUAGUCCAAGAGCAAACGGCUUCCAAGACAGGGAUGUUACCUGCUUUCCCCCAUCACUCAGCAUAAUGUUCAGAAUGGUCUGUGUAACAUAAAUGAGACUGAUACAGUUCAAUUUUGUUAUACCAUUGUCAUGAACCCCUGUCAUAAAGCCAUUUUUCUAUUUGUUUAAUGGAAAGAGGCAUGUGGGAUUUAUACAGCUUGACUUAUAAGUGUUGGAUCGGGGAUUUUUGUGUAAAUUUUCUCAAAUAAAGGCUAGCAGAAACCA
Messenger RNA from Lepus europaeus (European hare), 3898 nucleotides. RefSeq names its product transmembrane p24 trafficking protein 10 (gene TMED10). Gene Ontology annotation, biological process: Golgi organization; intracellular protein transport; endoplasmic reticulum to Golgi vesicle-mediated transport. The coding region runs from base 50 to 709 and encodes 219 amino acids. Gene Ontology annotation, cellular component: endoplasmic reticulum-Golgi intermediate compartment; COPI-coated vesicle; COPII-coated ER to Golgi transport vesicle. The record is from RefSeq and is a predicted model, not a curated record. NCBI's taxonomy places the organism in Eukaryota, Metazoa, Chordata, Mammalia, Lagomorpha, Leporidae. The transcript has 5 exons.